This is a messenger RNA of Cydia amplana, 921 nucleotides long. Its product is annotated as gem-associated protein 8-like. Gene Ontology annotation, biological process: spliceosomal snRNP assembly. Bases 17 to 892 code for a protein of 291 amino acids. Gene Ontology annotation, cellular component: SMN complex. The transcript has a single exon. The record is from RefSeq and is a predicted model, not a curated record. Lineage: Eukaryota; Metazoa; Arthropoda; Insecta; Lepidoptera; Tortricidae.
UAAUAAAAUUAAGAAAAUGUCUUCUGUACCCGAUAGCAAUUCUCAAAAUAUUAUUAAUUCCAUACCCUCAAAACAAAGCAAGAAACGGAAGCGUAGAAACAAAAAUAAGAAUAAAAACAAACAGUCUGCCUCGAAGAAAAAGAUUUUCAAGUACAAAUCUGUGAACAAUAGUGCAUUUAAAUUGUCUAAACUAAUGUUUACCAUGUCGUCUUGGGCAGAGCAUUUUACUUUUGCAGCUACUUGGCAAUUGAAACACCAAAUGGCUUACUGGAAAGCGAAAGCAAAGUCUUUAGAAUAUGAAAAUAGUGUUCUACAUGACAUAAUUCGCAAAAAUCAGUAUGUAAAUCGUGGUGAAAACUCGUCUACUACAUGUAAAAUUUCAGGAUCUGUUGUAGACAAAGAAAAUCAUGAAGAUGAAGAAGAGAUUAACGUGAAUGAAAGGCAUAGUCCAAUAAGAGAAGGUAAACUGGGAGAAUGGCAAGAUGCAGGAAGUACUAACUCUCAAACUAUGUUAGUGGACAUGCAAUCAGAAAGUGAGGAGGAAGAAGACAGUUCAGAUGAUAAUCAGGAUUUAGAAGUAAGUGAAGAAUUCAUACAGUUUUUGAUGAUAAAUGCCAAACACAAAGAAGAACUGAGGUUAGAGCGCGAACAACAAAAGACAGAACAAGAACAAGCAGAGUUGGAAGAAAGAGAGGCUCAGCUGAGAGCGCGACGGCACUACGGUUUAUCAGCCCAAGAUCUUUAUGGAGAAAGAUGGCAGAAAACUGCAGCAUUAGAGAUGUCAAUGAAAUGUGAUUAUAUGGCAGAUAUUGACAAAAAUACACCUGCAUUCUGGCCCGUGAUACCAUUUAAUUUUAAUUCACAUUAUUCAUUAUCUAAUCAAAACUUUUAAGUUAAUGGUUACUUGUUGGAUUUAUUACU